AUGAACGUACAACUCCAGAUGCACCUGGUGACGCAUUCUGGGGAGCGUCUUUUCACAUGUCGAAUUUGUGGCAGAAGCUACACAGUCAACAGUAGCCUCCUGGCACAUCUCAAGACCCAUACAGCUGAAGAAGUGCGACGACAAGCAAUGCAGGCCAAUCCCCAGGCUCCAAUCUCAGUGCCUACCCAGCCUACUACAACUACUACUACUCCACUGGCUUCCUUUCCCCCCUCUCUCUCUCUCUCCUUUUCCUUCCCCCUCUUUUCCUUCCUUCCCCUUUCCUUUUCCCCUCCUUUUAAAAAUAUACCCUCUCCUUUUCCUUUCCCUCCUUUUUUUCCCCCCUUUCCUUUCCCCCCUCUCUAUUUCCCUUCCCCCUCUCUCCUAUUUCCUUUUGACAUAUUAUUUAGUAAACUUUGUCUGAUACAAGACAACAUUAAUAGGGCACCCAGUGGGAAUCAAACUUUGUGCGCAUAA
This is a messenger RNA of Acanthosepion pharaonis, 474 nucleotides long. Lineage: Eukaryota; Metazoa; Mollusca; Cephalopoda; Sepiida; Sepiidae. The record is from the annotation of a GenBank genome assembly.